Messenger RNA from Naumovozyma castellii, 2334 nucleotides. It is a transcript of the gene URC2, whose product is annotated as Urc2p. The record is from RefSeq and is a predicted model, not a curated record. The coding region runs from base 1 to 2334 and encodes 777 amino acids. Lineage: Eukaryota; Fungi; Ascomycota; Saccharomycetes; Saccharomycetales; Saccharomycetaceae. The transcript has a single exon.
AUGGACAUGAAAACCACACAAGAAGCGAUGAGAGGAAACUCAAGCUCAUCGGAUGAAAAUCCAAGAACGUUGAAUCAAGAUAUAUCUGAUACUCCCUCUACUAUGAGCACCCCAAACACCGUUGCUAACUUAGUUCAGGGAGAAAAGUCUUUAAAACGACCUCGAAAGAAAAGAAAGACGUUCAGUUGUGAUGUAUGUCGAAAAUUCAAGACAAGAUGUGAUUUUGAAGUUACCGUUGGUAAAUGCCAUAGAUGCCACGUUCUACAAUUAGACUGCUCACUUUCUAAGGAAGAUACAUCAACACCAAACGAUAAACCGAAGGAUAACUUGUUACCAACUAAUUUGCAGAUCACUAAAGAAACAGAAACUGUUACUGUAUCACCCUCUCUGAAUAACAAUAAUAUCUACGACAGGACCAACUCUGGAAUAGAUAUCAGAUUACAGAGGCUUGAGGAUGAUGUGAGGGCCGUACAUAACAAAAUAGAUAGACUUCUUAUGCUACUAGAGAGUUCUAAUUCAACUGCAGCUACUGGUAGGCGAUUAUCACAAUCACAUUUUUCUCAGGUAGCACAAGAUAAUCAAACAACUUCAUCCUAUAAUACUGCAAAGCCCACCCAACCAACAAUUUUCAAGCAUUCAUCAGGACUAACUGAUGAUAACAAGCUUAUUUCUGUGGAUGGAUUUCGACUUAGGGAACCUCCUCUGAGAUUGAUUGAUGGUAUCGAUGAGAGACUUUUUCCAUGUAUCGCAACUACCAAGAAGGAUCAAAUUGCGCGGGAACAACGUCCCUCAGCUGUAGCUCGAGUUCAAUUUCUUCAUUUUUAUGAAAAACAUCGAACAUUAUGUUUAAAUCUUUCCAAGGAGUUUUUGGUAAGAUCACACUUUUGGAUCAUCCCAGGAGGCAGCAAAAACUUGACAGAACAGUUCAUUCAUAAUCAUUUAUUCAUAACGAGUGUGUUCACAAUUAUUGCUAUGAGUUUUGCAGAUAAUCAGAAGUAUGCUGAAGAACAAGAAAAAUUAUAUCCAUUGGUUGAAAGACUUUUAACCAAUACGUUGACAAUGUUCGAAAAGUUAACGCCACAUGAUAUCGAAGCAAUUCUGUAUUGUGCAAUGUUUCCCAUUUCAAGAAAGUCCAAAAGGUAUAGGCAGCUGAAAUUUAACUCCUUAGUCUUGACCAAUUUUGCCAUGUUCAGUUUGCUAAAGAUUGUCGAUUUCCACAAAAUUAAAGAAAGAGUUUUACACAAGGAGGAAUAUUUACCAGAUGAUCUCUAUCAUUUGCGAAUUUUAAAUUCGCUGACCGCUUGCCACUUGCAGUACUCAAUUAGUUAUGGAGAUAUUUCUCCUCAAGAUCAAAGGAUUAAAGAGUAUAAUGAUUUGAUUGCCAAAUUUCCACAGUCAAAUUUUGGUGAUGAUAUAAAGAUUAGUGAAAUUAAGUUAGGAGCCAUCGUAAAUACCAUCUUUAUGAAUUUUAAGAAGUAUUUCCAUUCAUUUAAGGAUUCUGCAGAGGCUGAUAUGGAUAAGAUUGAUUCAACAUUACAUAAAAAGAAAAUGUUAAUAUUUCCUGAACUGGACUAUUGGCUCAAUAGCUGGGAGGAAUUAUUAGCCAAGGAUGGUGGCGGUGUUCUUCUAUUUACGUUUGAUUACUAUCACAUCAUGAUAUGUCGCUCAUUUUUCACAGAAUUUUUGAGUGAGAUGAAAUUAUACCCAACUUUUUUGAAUGAUGCCCUAUUCACAAUGAGGGAACAUGCAUUUUCACUGCUUCGAGGAUUCCUACGCUUACCACCUGCAUUGAUCAAAGGGGCACCCAAAUUGACAACUUAUCAGCUUGUGUAUGCCUGUUUAACAUUAUGUGAUUUUCUGCAUUGGUUUGAUUCUACAGAGAGACAGCAAGUCCUAAGCCUAUGUUCCCGUGUUUAUUGGCACUUGAACACCAUUGGAGAACAAUUGAAUGAAGCUACCGAUAACGUUGGAAAAAUUAUAAAAUCAAUAAUUGAUACUAGUAGGAAAAGAGUAAGUUUAGGUCAUUUUCCAUCACCACUUGGGACUUCAUCGACAACUACAGCUGACCCGGAGGGAGUUGCAAUGCUAUCGAGUAAUGAUGACAAUGUAAGGAAAUCUGUCAGUAGCGUCGAUAUCACUAAUACUGAAGGCUUGAAAUCUCUAAAAUCACACACAAGUUCCAUUGAAAAUGUUACUGCAAGAGACUUUAACAUUCCAGACGUAGACAGAUUUAAUUCAUUUGAAGAUUUUUUCCAAAAUUUUUUCGAUCAUUUGAAACCAACUUCACGAAAGAUAUUCUCUUCCAGCACAGACAAGAGUGAUGGUACUGCUUAA